Messenger RNA from Photinus pyralis (common eastern firefly), 1324 nucleotides. RefSeq lists its product as uncharacterized. The coding region runs from base 53 to 1297 and encodes 414 amino acids. The record is from RefSeq and is a predicted model, not a curated record. NCBI's taxonomy places the organism in Eukaryota, Metazoa, Arthropoda, Insecta, Coleoptera, Lampyridae. The transcript is spliced from 2 exons.
UUCUGAAUAUUAUUUAGCAAAGAUUCACCUUAUGUGUACAAAGUGAAGUAUAAUGAUGACCAACUGCUUUAAAGUAAUUUUGCUUCUGUACCACCUUUUACAAUUUUCCGCAUCAGGAAACGUGCGGGUGACUUUCGAAAAAUGCGAAUGGAAAGGAUUUACCUGUAAAAGCUCAAUUGAGUUACCCGAAAGGAUCGAUGUAACAUUUCAAUGCAACAGCACUGUGACGGGUCAGGAUAUUGAGAUCUACAUCUGGUCAUUCAACGCGCCUAACACCAUAGCCUCAUUGACAAUUCAAGAUUGUGAAAAGGUGCACCUCCACUUUGCCUGCGGAGAUAACAAGGCGAUCCAAUGGCUCAAAGUGAGAAAUGUAGAAACACUGGAAAUAAUGCAGCCUACCGUCACGCAAAAUCCUCGCAAAGUAUAUUUUGAAAACAUCACUAGUAUAGCAACACUGCCAGCGGACAGCUUUUCCCAAAUGAAGAAUUUGCGUUAUAGACCAUCGUGCGGUUUUGCAACGAAUGAGCUGGAAGGAAUUUAUUUUAAGAACGUUUUUAUUGGUAACAUCGAAACUGCCGCCUUCAGAAAUUUAUCCGAUAUACGAGAAUUUGAGUGGAUCAAUGUUGCUGUUGACAAAAUAAGUUAUGCCGCCCUAAACAUUCGAUUUGCAGACGACGGUGUGGGAUCCAUAACAAAUUGCAGCUUUGGUAUUUUGGAGCCACUAGCUUUUCAGGUCACUGCCGAUCAGUUUUCAGUGAGGGGCACAACAAUAAAAGAUCUUUGGCCAAGCGGUUUAAAUGGCACAAGUGGCAACUUUGUGUUUACCAACAACACGGUGAAUAAUAUGCAAUCUGGAUCAAUAGCGAUGCUGUGUCAAACUGUCCUUAUCAAGUUCAACUAUUUCAAGAACGUCGAAUCUGGCGCUUUUGGUAAAAUAAGUCCUGGACUGUUACACGACUCCCAAACGCAUUUUGGCAAAUUGCAAUUCGUGUACGAUUUUAAGAGUAAUACAAUUGCGCAUGUGGAGGAUAAAGGAAUUCGUCCCGACAUCGAGACUUAUAGGAAUGUGGCGUCUUACUUGAAUUACACUGAGAACUUCCUGCAGUGCUCGUGUGAAUCGCUAUCCUGGUACGGGGCCGAUAUCAAUUUGGGCUUUGGAUAUAGCGUUUUAAAGGACUUUAACAUGAUGAUCUUGAAUCCUCAAAAUAAGAACAACUGCAAUUUUAGGCCAUGUAUGUGCUUUACCGGCAGUGCACCAGAAAAUGCAAGUGCUACCCUGAUUCCAGCAGUUUUCUAAAGUAGGCGCCCUGUUUUAUAACAAACC